Messenger RNA from Anastrepha obliqua, 627 nucleotides. Its product is annotated as tigger transposable element-derived protein 6-like. Lineage: Eukaryota; Metazoa; Arthropoda; Insecta; Diptera; Tephritidae. The transcript has a single exon. The coding region runs from base 1 to 627 and encodes 208 amino acids. The record is from RefSeq and is a predicted model, not a curated record. Gene Ontology annotation, molecular function: nucleic acid binding.
AUGAAACGACAAAAGAGAAAAAUUGUACUAUUUUUGGACAAUUGCACUGCCAAUAACAGUCCUCCUACAUUGUCCAACGUAGAACUCUACUUCUUUCCGCCAAAUACAACUUCCAAACUGCAACCAGUGGGCCAGGGUAUCAUCCAUAAUUUAAAGACGUUGGAUCUCACAGAAGUUGUUAAGAUCGUUUUAGAAUCUCUCAAUAAGCAGCUAAUUACGAAUAUCACAGAUCUGACAGCUAUUUUACUGAUUGGCAAGGCAUGGAGAGCUGUAACACCCCUAAAGGGCUUCGUAAAAGAUGAUCAGGACAAUUCGCAAAUAAUUAUGGAUGAUGAAGAACCAUCAAUGGUACCAGUGGUUGACAUCAGCGAUGUGAGUUUUUCUGUCUAUGUUCAAGUGUAUGAAGAUGUUGCUGUUUCAGGAUCACUAACCGAUGGCGAAAUUUUAUCUGCGACAGAUACGAAUGAAAAGAGCAACGAUGAAGAUGAAGACGUUACAUCAGAACCUUUGACAGAGGUGUCAGUUCAGGUAGCAAGAGCCUCAUUCGAUAACUUACAAAGCUUUUGUCUACAAAACAAAACUGAUGAAACAGCAUAUCAGGCACUUUUUCUCCUUCAAGAAAAUUAG